Molecule: messenger RNA, 1129 nt
Organism: Astyanax mexicanus (Mexican tetra)
Lineage: Eukaryota; Metazoa; Chordata; Actinopteri; Characiformes; Acestrorhamphidae
Gene: c16h19orf25
Product: chromosome 16 C19orf25 homolog
Exons: 2
Coding region: 264-593 (109 amino acids)
Source: RefSeq, a predicted model, not a curated record
CAGAGCAAAUCUGAAGAAGUAUGACGACAACAAGCAACGUUUCACAGCCUCGUUGGCUGUCAGUAUCAGUGAGUUAGCGUUAGUUAUUUUUCUACAGAGGAGCUUCAUUUAUGACAAGAGUUUCUGUACAUGUUUCUUAAUGUCUCUUAAUCACUGGGGGGAUUAAUGCGUCCUCCCGCUUAAAGCUGAGGUAAAGCAGCGUUAGCCCCCAGAGCUACAGCGAGCAGCCGGAGUGUGUGGAGCUGCACCUGCAGGAGAACAGGAUGAAUCUGGGCUCUAAAGGCAAGAAGAGGAUGGUUCUCCCGACCAGACCUGACCCGCCUUCAGUGGAGCAGAUCAUAGAUGACAUAAACCGAGCCUACCCCAACGACCCGGUCUUCAGCAUACUGCAGGAACAGUCCACUGAAGACGUCCGCAGUGGAUCGACCAGCAGUGACGUGGAGGUCAGGUACCUGCAGAGCCGGCGGUUCCUCGAGCUGAACGAGCGGCUUCAGGAGGCACGUUCUGAUCUCGUACGGAGAAGAGAAGAGCUGAGGGUGGUGGGGGAGUCUUUAGAACAGAGUGUAACAGAGGUGAAGGACAGAGCCAUUUGACUGACCAUUUUACAUGCUGUUAGAAGCCCACAACACCUUUUAAUAUGGUGGAUGGAGUGGGAUAAAUGAUUAAGUUAUGAUUUGCUAUGUUUUUUUUUUGUUUAAACGUCUUUGUAGUUUAAGUGUUUAGAGGUAUGAAGCCAGGCCAACACAUAAUACCAUCUAACUACAGUGCCUACUGUGUAAGUAUUAAUUUAGGCAACAUUUUGGAGAUUUGUUGUUUUGUUAUUUGUCACUUGAUGUUUGAAUUCACAAAUUCUGACUUUAUUUUUGGACAUUAUUAAGAAAAUUAUUUGAUUGUGGUCUUUAGCAUAACCACCACAAUCCUGUUUCUUAAACAUUGCUUUUUGAUUUUAGCACAUGCCACACUUUUACCAAGAGGUAAAUAUGGUUCCUCAUGAUUCCUCUUUAUAUUUAAGUGUUCAUGGCGGCUGUUAUAACUUCACUGUGGGAUGUCUUCACCAAAAUCCUGCAGUUAAUGCAAGAAAAUAUGGUUUGUAAUACUUUUGCACUUAUUAAAUGAAAAUUAAAAUUGA